GUCUUACCUCAACCACACAUCUCUUGAUAUCAACACAACAAUCCAAACCCAUACUGAAUCAGUACUGCCACCGUGUCGUGGCGGACUGGCCGUAUACUACGAAUUAUUACUUAAAAAUGACUAAUUCUUCAAAAUAAAAAAUAAAAAACAAAUCAAUUAGAGAUUCAUUUUUUUAUUUUUAUUUUUUUGUUUAAUUGCGGCCAGUGUUUCUUUUAGAAAUGUUUACGAAAAACGAAAACAUGGGUAUAGACAAUAAUAGUUAUGUGAAAUCUGAGGAUGUGGAGAUGAGCAACAAGGGUCAUGUCAGCAAAUCGGCCGGCAAGGUCAGCUACGAGGAGGCUUUGGAUUUGACAGGUCACGGGCGGUAUAACUACGGCCUGCUGUUUGCUUGCUUCAUGAUAAUCAUAGCUAUGGGCAUCGACAUCUUCGGUCUGGGCAUCAUCGCGACAGCCGCCACAUGCGACCUGCAGAUGACCAUCAAGGAGAUCGGAGUAUUGUCCUCUAUGCCUUUCGCAGGUAUAAUAGUGAUGUCAUAUCCUUGGGGCUACCUGUCGGAUACGCGCGGGCGCAAGCUGGUGCUCAUGUACGCUAUGUGCGGCAGCUUCAUAAGUGCCGCGCUCAGCAGUCUGGCACCCAGCUGGCAGGUGCUCGCGGCGUUGCGGUUCAUCAGCUCGGCCAUGUCGAGUGCGGCGGAGUCUGCGACAUACGCGUUGCUGGGCGAGUGCUGUAACUCGCGCUCCCGAGCACGAUACAUGCUGCUCAUGACCAGUGCUCUCAUGCUCACACCCACACUGUACUACAUAUGGGGCUACUUCAUCACCAAGUUGGACUUCUCUAUCCCCCUGCUGGGCAUAGUCUACCGUCCGUGGCGGCUGCUGACGCUGGUGAUGGCCCUACCCCUGGGUAUCGGCGCCCUGCUGCUGUACUUCUUCAGCGAGAGCCCCAAGUUCCUGGCAAACGUGGGCCGCAGCCAGGAAGCUGUUGACGCGCUGAAGAGGAUUUACGUGGGCAAUGGCGGCAAACCAGAAAAUUUCCCAGUGCGGGAGAUCUACCUGGAGGAGGGCAGCAAGGAAGCGGUGCCCGAGUUCUCGCUCCACUCGCUAUGGACGCAGAUCGCGCCUCUCUUCCAGCCGCCGCUGCUGUGGCGCACACUGCUCCUCUACUACCUCACAUUCGUCAUUUACAUCGCUAACAAUAGUUUCGCAAUCAUCCUGCCGACGAUCCUGAACGUGUUCUUCACAUCGUAUGCGAGCAGCAGCGCCGGUGCAGGCUUCUGCGACCUCUUCCGCAUGGCCGGCGAAGACAACACCACUGGUUCUGAAUGUUCGGGCAGCAUCGAGGACAACACUAUCUGGGCGGGCUGCGCGCACGGCCUAUCCUUCUUCCUACUCAAUGCGCUAAUCUCGCAGUGCGCCGGCAGGCGGAAGGUGCUGUCAAUCAGCAUCUUGCUGGUGGCGGCGGCGGCGGCGUUCGUGAUCGACAACACGGGCGAGGCCAUCUCCGGUCUGAUCUUCUUCUACAUCUUCCUCACCACCGCCAUGGUCUUCGGCGUCGUUUCCUCAUACUUUGUUGAUCUUUAUCCUACGUCUUACAGAGGCAUGGUGGCGUGCCUCGGCAUGAUGGUGGCUCGGCUGAGCGCCUUCGCCGGCACCAACCUCAUCAGCAGCAACAUGACUGAACACUGUUCAGUCGCUAUAUACAGCAUCGCGGGACUUGUUAUCAGUGGCGCUGUAGCCGCGGCGCUGUUGCCCGUCGGCGCCCUCUAGCGGCAUUUGUAUUUAUUAUAUUUUAAUGUUAAUUAUCUUGUAUCAUAUUAUUAAAUGUUUAAGAAUA
Papilio xuthus (Asian swallowtail) is the source of this 1833-nucleotide messenger RNA. Its product is annotated as synaptic vesicle 2-related protein. Gene Ontology annotation, cellular component: membrane. The record is from RefSeq and is a predicted model, not a curated record. The transcript is spliced from 11 exons. NCBI's taxonomy places the organism in Eukaryota, Metazoa, Arthropoda, Insecta, Lepidoptera, Papilionidae. Gene Ontology annotation, molecular function: transmembrane transporter activity. Gene Ontology annotation, biological process: transmembrane transport. Bases 219 to 1766 code for a protein of 515 amino acids.